AUGUCUUCCAAUCCACGCAGAACGCCGGUGACUCGUUCCGGCUCGAGGGGCCUGAGCAUUAAGACCAAUGUGGUCCUCAAGAAGGGUGCCACCUUCCACUCCCCAACUACCCCGCUGGAGUCUCCCGAGCCCGUCUUUACGCCGCCUUCGCUGCCUCGCCGGUCGCACACCAACCUGGACGAUGUCAUCGAUGCUCAUCGUCGUCGCGUUGCUCUGACCCUCGGCGACAUCGACAAGACACUUGCCGGCCUUCGCAAGGACGACGCUCCCCUCUCGCCUGGCCGCAAGACUUUGCGAGACGAGACACUCCCGCUCCCGCGAGGCGUGCUUGACCACACCCUUGACUCGGUCAUGGCCAAGGAGCAGCCGGCCGAGCGCCGGAUGCUCCGGCCUCGCACCCGUCGCUCUUCCCGUUUCCAUGAGUCGGAUAGCGGCCUGGGAACUUCGAUUGCUUCGACUAGGGAGAAGGAGGCUGCCGCUAGGAAGGAUAAGGUGGGCCGGACAACUGCGGUUACCCGAUCGGCUGCAGCCCGCUCGGCCACCGCCGCGAGCGCCGCCGGUCUCAGCUCCCGCGCCACGAGCCGCAUCUGCGAGUAUACUCUCAAGCCCCUCCUCGGCAAAGCCGGCUUCAAGGAUUUCCACCCGCUCCUUCUUGAGUGCCCGCGGAAGAUCCAGGAGAGGCAGAUUGUUUGCCUCAGGGAUCUUGAGAAGACGUUGCUUCUCGUUGCUCCAGAGAGGACCAAGGACUCGGAACUCUACCUCGACUUCUGCCUCACCACCAUCCGGUGCAUCCAGGCCACUGUUGAAUACCUCAGCGACCGGGAGCAGACUCGCCCGCGAGACGUCCCGUACACAAGCGGGUAUUUCGUCGACCUCGUCGACCAAAUACGCAACUACGCCCAGCAACUUGCUGACGCUAAGGAGAAGGAGAACCAGGACGAGAUGGAUGUGGACCCCACUGAUGAGAUUAAGCUCCACGGAGGCAUCCACAUCAAUGGACGGCCCGCUGAGCUCGUCCGCGUCAAGAGGAACGGCAAGAUGAUCUCCAUGGCUACUGGCGAGCCGAUUGACAAGAUCGACGAGGAAGCCGAUGGCACGGUACGCUUCAAGCGCUCCGCUAGCCAGGAGCUCGAGGAUGAAGAGGAGAUCAUGCGCUCCAUGGCUAGGCGCAAGAAGAACGCCAGCCCUGAGGAGCUUGCGCCCAAGAAAUGCCGCGAGCCCGGCUGCAACAAAGAGUUCAAACGCCCAUGCGAUCUGACCAAGCACGAGAAGACGCAUUCGCGCCCUUGGAAAUGCCCGGUCCCCACUUGCAAGUACCACGAAUACGGAUGGCCGACCGAAAAGGAGAUGGACCGCCACAACAACGACAAGCACUCCUCCAGCCCGCCCAUGUACGAGUGCCUUUUCAAGCCGUGCCCGUACAAGUCCAAGCGCGAGUCCAACUGCAAGCAGCACAUGGAGAAGGCUCACGGCUGGGUCUAUGUCCGCACCAAGACCAACGGCAAGAAGGAGUCGAGCGUCAACGGCAACUCGGCCCACCCCACGCCUCAGCUCCAGAACAUCCCCACCCCAUCCAGCGAGCACAGCAUGGGAGUCGCUACUCCCCCGGAUACCUGGGGCCCGAUUUACGGGGGCAGCAACCUCGAUUUCCCUGCUUACAUGCCCAGCGAGACCGACUUCGGCAUGAUUCCCCAGGAGCUGUCGCUUGAUUACUCGCCCGUUGACAACCCGACCCCGUCGACGGAUUCUGGGAUGGACCACAGCUCGGCCUACCAAGAAAUCGGAACGGACUUCUCUCUGUAUGACGACAUCUACAAUGCCCGCGUGCAGCUGCCCACUCCUCCCCCACUUCUCACCAACGCCUACCCCAAGGACGUGGCUCAGCAGUUCCUGUCAUACACUGCAGCAGACCUCUGCCAGCCCCAACCUGCGCAGCUUUCGCCGAUUGGCCAAGGCAACACCAUGCUCUACACCCCCAACUCGCUCGCUGAAGUGGACGAGGGCUUUGAUGAGCGCGGCGAGUUUGCCGCCAUUGCCAACGCAGUCAACGGCGGCGACUUCAUCCUGUUCCCGCACGGUGGAGUCUCGAAGCCCAUGUUCAACGAGUCCCUUUUUGCGAACACCGAUCUUCCGGGCAUGACUGCGAACCACGGUCAGCCGUCAUCCCAGGAUCUGCUGAACGCCUUCAACGUUGACUGGCCUCCACAUGACCUCAACGCCUACUACCCCCAGUACUAA
Molecule: messenger RNA, 2238 nt
Organism: Chaetomium fimeti
Lineage: Eukaryota; Fungi; Ascomycota; Sordariomycetes; Sordariales; Chaetomiaceae
Exons: 3
Coding region: 1-2238 (745 amino acids)
Biological process (GO): regulation of transcription by RNA polymerase II
Cellular component (GO): nucleus
Source: RefSeq, a predicted model, not a curated record